AUGGACAGUGAUGUUUCUAACUAUUCAGUGGUCGGGCGAAUCGGGGAAGGCGCCCACGGGUUGGUUUUCAAGGCGAGACACUUGCAAACCGGUCGGGAGGUAGCGAUGAAGAAAAUCCUUAUCAAGAACUUGGAAGACGGGAUACCCGUGAAUGUGAUGAGAGAGAUAAAAGCAUUACAACUGCUUCGCUGUAAAUAUAUCAUUAAACUCCACGACAUGUUCCCACGGGGCAUGAGCCUGGUCCUAGUAUUGGAGUACAUGUGUUCAGGUCUGUGGGAAAUGCUACACCAUAACCAGCAAGAGCUGACGCUGCCCAGGGUUAAGGCGUAUGCCCAAAUGCUUCUCAAAGGGACAAGAUAUAUGCAUGCGCACUAUGUUAUGCACAGGGAUUUGAAACCGGCCAACCUAUUGAUAAAUCACGAAGGAAUAUUAAAAAUAGCCGAUCUUGGAUUGGCGCGACUUUAUUGGCCUGACGGCGGCAGACCAUACUCACAUCAAGUGGCGACAAGGUGGUACCGUGCGCCAGAACUGCUAUACGGAGCAAGAUACUACACCGAAAAGGUAGACCUUUGGGCAGUCGGUUGCAUCAUUGCUGAAAUGAUAACGAAGCAACCAUUAUUUUCGGGUGAAUCGGACAUAGAACAGCUGGCAAUUGUGCUGCAACAUCUAGGCACUCCCACGCAGGAGUCGUGGCCUGGUCACGAGCAACUACCAGAUUUCCAUAAGAUCACGUUCCCAGAGUCCACGCCCACGCCAUGGAACGAAUUACUACCUGGAGUGGAGCCUGACGCCAUACACUUGGUCAAGUCCUUCAUAUGCUAUAACGACAACAGGAGAAUAUCAGCGAAAGAGGCGUUAAGACAUCCUUGGUUUCAAAACAGACCUUCGCCGGCCAGCUUAGAUGAGAUGCCAAAGCCAGUAGCUACAAAAUCUAAAUGA
Messenger RNA from Diatraea saccharalis (sugarcane borer), 939 nucleotides. The record is from the annotation of a GenBank genome assembly. Lineage: Eukaryota; Metazoa; Arthropoda; Insecta; Lepidoptera; Crambidae.